CUUUCGUGGCCGGGAAUCAUCUUCAAAAGCGAAUCGCAAAACCCCACAGAGGACUGAAACAAGUGCUGAUUCACCGAAUCGACAACAACGGCCAGAAAAACGCAGCCACGGAACCAGGGGCUUGCGGCCGCUUCAUAUUUUGCCAGCGAUGAUGUGACAUUUUUUUCGCUCAACUUGCCCAAAACCUCUUAGAACACCAAGCCGGCCGCAGCGGCACUGACACCCAAAUUCAAUCUGUCGCGCUUCUCUGCUCCUCUGAGAUGGAGGGCGCUUUCACCCACCUCGGAAACCACCUCGUUUCCGAUUCUGCUUCCGCUAUCAAGGCCGGUGGCUCCGACGAGCUGUCCAACAUCGACCCGGACGAGAGCGUGCUCUACGGCGCUUAUGGGGGACGCGGUGCUCGCACCGGUCUCGGUAACGCGCGCCGCCGCCAAGAUGACGACGACAACGAGAUUGAGGUCUUUGACGACGACGAUGAGAGUCUCGCCAGCGUUCCCGUUGAUGGCAUGAAGGAUCUGAAGCUGAAUGCUCCGGAGGAGGAGAAGGAGCUUCCCGCCCACGCCUGCGCGUACUGCGGCAUCCACUCUCCGGCAAGCGUUGUGAAGUGCCUUGCUUGCAACAAGUGGUUCUGCAGCUCUCGCGGCAACUCGAGCUCCUCGCACAUCGUUAACCACCUCGUUCGCGCUCGGCACAAGGAGGUCCAACUCCACCCACAGUCAUCCCUGGGCGACACGAUUCUCGAGUGUUACAAUUGCGGAACCAAGAACGUCUUCAUGCUCGGCUUUAUUCCCGCCAAGUCUGAUACGGUCGUGGUUCUCCUCUGCCGACAGCCCUGUGCCUCGAGCACCUCGACCAAGGAUAUGAGCUGGGACAUUUCGAGAUGGCAACCUCUCAUCGAAGACCGCUCCUUUUUGAACUGGCUCGUCCAGCCGCCCACCGACGCCGAGCAGCUUCGCGCACGGCACCUCACGCCCCCAAUGAUUGUAAAGCUUGAGGAGAUGUGGAAGGAGAGUCCCGGCGCCACCGUGGCCGACCUUGAGAAGACCGCCGGCGUGGAUGACGAACCCCUUCCCGUGCUGCUGAAGUACGACGACCCAUAUCACUACCAGAACAUUUUUGGCCCGCUUGUCAAGAUGGAGUCAGACUACGACAAGAAGCUCAAAGAAGCGCAGGGAGAGGACAACCUCCAGGUGCGGUGGGAUGUCCAGCUCAACAAUAAGCACACGGCAAGCUUCAUUCUCCCUAAGAUUGAAUCGGGUGAUGUGAAGCUGGCAGUGGGCGACGAGAUGAGGCUGAAGUACAAGGGCGAUCUCCGCCCGGCGUGGGAAGGCGUGGGCUAUGUCAUCAAGAUUCCCAACAACCAGUCCGACGAAGUCACGCUCGAGCUGCGCAAGUCAGGCAACGACAAACUGGUGCCGACCGAUGUUACUACCAAUUUCUCGGCCGACUACGUUUGGAAAGCCACGUCAUACGACCGGAUGCAGUUCGCCAUGAAGACGUUUGCCGUUGACGAAAUGAGCGUCUCGGGCUACAUCUUCCACAAACUUCUGGGUCACGAAGUUGCGGUUGCCCCGAUGAAGACGCCGAUGCCUAAGAAGUUCAAUGUCCCGGGCCUGCCGGAGCUGAACCACAGCCAGAUCACGGCCAUCAAGACGGUACUGUCAACGCCUCUCAGCCUGAUUCAAGGACCCCCGGGCACCGGAAAGACGGUCACCUCGGCCACAAUCAUCUACCAUCUGGCCAAGAUGAAUAACAGCCAAGUCCUAGUUUGCGCUCCAUCCAACGUCGCCGUGGAUCAGCUCUGCGAGCGGAUUCACCAAACCAAGCUCAAGGUCGUUCGCUUGACUGCCAAGUCGCGCGAGGAUGUGGAGUCUUCUGUCAAAAAGUUGUCACUUCACGAGCAGGUCAGAAUGCGAACUUUCUUCGCAGGACGAAAAGAAAUUCAAGCAGCUGACGCGGGCAGCCGAGCGCGAGAUUCUCAACAAUGCAGAUGUCGUGUGCUGCACCUGUGUUGGCGCCGGCGACCCGAGGCUCUCAAAGAUGAAGUUCCGGAACGUUCUGAUCGACGAGUCGACGCAAUCUGCCGAACCAGAGUGCAUGAUUCCUCUGGUUCUUGGAGCCAAGCAGGUGGUGCUGGUCGGAGACCACAAGCAGCUUGGCCCGGUUAUCAUGAACAAGAAGGCAGCCAAGGCAGGUUUGAACCAGUCGCUGUUUGAGCGGCUGGUCAAGCUCGGCUUGACCCCGAUUCGGCUGAACGUGCAGUAUCGUAUGCAUCCCUGCCUCUCCGAGUUCCCGUCCAACAUGUUCUAUGACGGCUCCUUGCAGAACGGUGUCACGGUUACCGAGCGUCUCAGGAAGGAUGUCGACUUCCCGUGGCCUGUUGCCGAGAUGCCCAUGAUGUUCUGGUCGAACAAUGGCAAUGAAGAAAUCUCGGCGUCCGGCACGUCUUACCUCAACCGCGCCGAGG
This is a messenger RNA of Parathielavia appendiculata, 2467 nucleotides long. RefSeq lists its product as uncharacterized. NCBI's taxonomy places the organism in Eukaryota, Fungi, Ascomycota, Sordariomycetes, Sordariales, Chaetomiaceae. The record is from RefSeq and is a predicted model, not a curated record. The coding region runs from base 261 to 2216 and encodes 651 amino acids. The transcript is spliced from 3 exons. Gene Ontology annotation, molecular function: RNA helicase activity; ATP binding; zinc ion binding. Gene Ontology annotation, biological process: nuclear-transcribed mRNA catabolic process, nonsense-mediated decay. Gene Ontology annotation, cellular component: cytoplasm.